CUCCCGGCUCCAGCCCAGGUUGGCGAGCAGGGGGCGGCCCCAGGGCUGCGGCACCCCCGGCCCCUCCGAGCCCCAUCGCUCCUCCCGGGGGAGCGGCCAGCGCGGGGAGCGCUCCCGGCGCGGCUGCGGGAGCUGGGAGGCUCCAGCGGGAGAGCAGCCCUGGAGCUGCAGGAACAAGAUGCCCGUGAAGUUUAACCUCUCCUAAGAGGGAAAAAAAACCACAGAGAAAGAAAAAACCACAAAAAAUCAUGGAUCCUUUGUACUUCUCCAGCACUUUUAGCACGGAAGCCUCUCCUGGCGAGGUGAACUCCUCUCUGCCGCCCAACGCGACGGAGAACGGGACGCUCCCGGAGCCGCCCCCGUUCCAGUACAUCCACAAGGUGCUCAUUCCCAUCUGUUACCUGCUGGUGUGCGCCGUGGGGCUGAGCGGCAACGCCCUGGUCAUCUACGUGGUGCUGCGCCACGCCAAGAUGAAAACGGUCACCAACAUCUACAUCCUCAACCUGGCCGUGGCCGACGUGCUCUUCAUGCUGGGCCUGCCCUUCCUGGCCACCCAAAACGCCAUCUCCUACUGGCCCUUCGGCUCCUUCCUCUGCCGGCUGGUGAUGACCGUGGACGGCAUCAAUCAGUUCACCAGCAUCUUCUGCCUGACGGUGAUGAGCAUGGACCGGUACCUGGCCGUGGUGCACCCCAUCAAAUCCACCAAGUGGAGACGCCCCAGGGUGGCCAAGCUCAUCAGUGCCACGGUCUGGACCUUCUCCUUCCUGGUGGUGCUGCCCGUCAUCAUCUUCUCGGACGUGCAGGAGGACUUCCAGACGUGCAACAUGAACUGGCCGGAGCCGGUCAACGUCUGGUCGGCGGCGUUCAUCAUCUACACCUCGGUGCUGGGCUUCUUUGGGCCUCUGCUGGUCAUCUGCCUGUGCUACCUGCUGAUCGUGGUCAAGGUCAAGUCCUCGGGGAUCCGCGUGGGCUCCACGCGGCGCCGCCGGUCGGAGCGGAAGGUCACCAGGAUGGUGGUGAUCAUCGUGGUGGUCUUCGUGUUCUGCUGGCUGCCCUUCUACACCAUGAACAUCGUCAACCUGAUCCUCAUCCUGCCCGCUGACCCCGUCCUGGAGGGGCUCUACUUCUUCAUGGUGGUGCUGUCCUACGCCAACAGCUGCGCCAACCCCAUCCUCUACGGCUUCCUCUCCGACAACUUCAAGCAGAGCUUCCAGAAGGUUCUCUGCCUCCGGAAAGGUGACGGGGUGGAGGAUGGAGAGCCCGUGGAGCACAGGCAGGAGAACAGCAGCCGCCUGCAGGAGUCCAUGCUGACCCAGAGGAACGCGGAUGCCAACGGGCACAUGCAGACCAGCAAGGUCUGAGGGCACGGCCGGCACUGCAGGGUGUCCCGGAGGACUCGGGGACUUCAAGGAGGGCUCAGUCCAUGUGAAAGGACCAUGUGGAGCCCCAGAAGCUCCAAGAAAUGUACACAGAGGGCUCUUCCCUGCUUUUCCCAGCUGGAAGUGCCAAGCUCUUGUGGUGUCCUGCUGGAUCCGACGUUUGGGACCGCUUUGGGUCCUCCAGGGAACGAUUUCCAGGCUUUGUACCCCUCUAGCGAUGCAAACCAAUGCUAAGCCAGCUCUAAUUCCCUCGUUAAGCUGGGUUUAAGGCUGCUUUGCACUGCUGGGAUCAGCUCCGAGCAGCAAAAAGCUCGGCUGGGAUCUUUGGGAAUUCUUCAAGGGGAUUUCUGAAAGGAAAAUGAGAUUUAUUCAGAGUUUCAUGCAAAAAAGGUGCCAGCACUGCUCUGGAAAUGGGUUCUGAUGUGCUGGAACCUCGGUGUUGUGAUGUCACUGCCGAUGGCCACGGGCUCCUGGGGAGAUUCGGGGUCCAUUCCUUGGUUCUGAGUGUCAGGCUGGACUCCAAACUGUGAUUCCAGAAAUUAAACCCAGCUCAAUCUCCUCUGAGUGUCAGGCUGGACUCCAAACUGUGAUUCCAGAAAUUAAACCCAGCUCAAUCCCCUCCUGACUGGUGCAGUGGCCAGGGCGGUGUUUGCACCUCGAUCCUGGAGGUUUUUCCCAAUUUUAAUGAUUCCAUCAUUCCGUUCAUUCUGUUGGAUGUGACGCUCGUGUUCCCAAACCCAGGAAUUCCCAGGAUACACCGAGACACAAACACAGGAUGUACCCAGAGCCUGGGGCAGGGCCCAUGAGUAAUUUACUCAAAGGUUUCUCCCAGUAGCAGGCAGUGCCCACCUGCCCUACUCCACAUUCCAGCUCCCAGCCCAGCCAGGUUUAGCUGAUUAAUUAAUAAAAUUAACUUCUCCGGUUGGUUUGGUGUGAGAUGGGCUGUGAUUCCCUCAGUUUUCCACCUGAAAUUAUCCCUCCUGGAAAGCUCAAGGCUGGGGCAGGAAAAUCUGCCUUGGGAAGAAAAGGGAUUUUAAUAAAUUCAGAUUUCUGGGAAGGAGCUGAACCUUGGCUUGGUCAGAGCAAAGAGUGUUUCUCCCCUCCUUCUAUGGAAGUUGAUCAAAUCCUUGGAAUUAACCAAAGCAAGUUUUAUCUGGAGGGAACAGAAGCUAAAAAAGGAGGAGGAUAAACCUGAGCCUUGUUUUCCACACGCCCCAGAACAAUCCCAUCUCUUUUCCCACUCUCCCAGGUCAGGACUGGGAUCCCAAUUCCCAGAGAACAGAAAUUCCAGCCAGCCCAUCCAAUAUUCCCAUUGAUAAUGCUGCAAUCCAUCCUAUUUAAGGAGGAAAUUUAGGAAAGCUCCCAAUCCUCCAAUUCCCAGGAAAAUUCCCUUUCCAACCAACAGCUCCCUGCGGAAUUCAGUGCCAUGGGAGUUCUGCUUUGGAGGAGGUUUUUUUUUCCCUGGUCCAAGGAAUAUUUUCUGGGAGCAGCUCCUGCAGAUCAUCUCUCCCAGUGCCACACCACCUUUGCUCCAUGGGAUUCCUUCCCCAUCCCCCCAAAAAAGCCUUUCCUCGGACCCGCUCUGUGCCUUUGGAAGCUCCUCUGGCUUUUCCCUGAAUCCCAAACGCCAUUCCUGGGCUUUUCCUGUCAGCUUGGCAGUGGAAUUUUGAGGAGCCAGCCGAGCUGCCAACGUCCCUGCACGCAUUCCAUCAAAACAUGUCAUCCUUCCACAAAGACUGACAAAUUCCCGGGAAAAAUCUGUCCUCCCAGCCAGCCCUUCCCAGGAAGCUCCAGACAGCAUCGACACUCCCCAAAUCCCCUUUUUUUUUUCACACAUUUCAACCCCAAUCCCUCAGCCCCAGGGAUUGAGUGACAUUUUUAAUACCUCGACAGACAAUCCUUCCAAAAAAUUCCAGCUUAUUCAGCUUUUCCUUUGAUUCAUCCAAGGAUUCCAAAUGUUGGCUCUUCCCUGCUGAAAAGAAACAACAAAACCACCCACGGGAAGAUCAUGGAAAAUUUGCCUCCCUGACCUUCAGGAGGUGGAAAAAUCAUUUGGAUAAAAUAAAAAAAUAAAUAAAGUAAUAAAUAAAAAAAUAAACUGGAAAUUCUGGUUAAGGCUCCAGCUAUGAAUAUUCACUCAGAUCCAUGGAAUAAAGGGAAUUCCAGCUGCUGGAUGCCAAAGGAUGUGAAGGAAGGAUGUCUGGAAAAAUCCACCAAGCAACCUUUGGGAUACAGGAGCAGCUUCCUUCAGGGAUUUGCUUUUUAUUCCGUGGAAAAUGGGUUUAAUUGAGGGGGGGAAAUCAUGGAUUGAGUUUGGACAAGUGGCGGUGGGACACGGCAAUUCCAAAGGGCAGAUUCCAGGGAUUGGGAUUAAUGGGCUUCAUGGGUUUCAGCACGGUCACCAUGGAAUCUCUUGGAUUUGGGAUCUUUCCUGGCUGCUCCAAGGGAGGGAAAACCCAGGAAUGUGCCCGAAGUGUGGAAUUUAUCCUGGGAUUUAUCGAUGGAUUGAUGUUGGAGCAAGAGCAGGGCACGUAUGGAAUUUUUGCACCUUCCCUAACUCCCAGUUAAAGGCAGCUCUGUGUUCCCUGAGGUUCCAGGGAUGGGAUUAUCCCUGGGAUCCAAACAUUCCCUGUGGCACAAAGUCCUGGCCCAGCCUCAAUCCAACAGCAGCAUCCUUAAAACCUGCAAAUCCCAGUUUCCCGAGCCUUUCCCUGCUCCUUGGAACUGCAGCCAAGGCGGGAGAGGCUGAUUUCAUUCCCGGGAUUUAUUCCAUGGAUAUUUUAUCCAGCUCCAUCCCCUCGCUCACCUGGAAUGCCUCAGCUGCUCACCUCACCCCGCUCCUGGUUUUCCUGGAUCGCUCAUUCCCGCCCGUUUGGGUGUUGUUUGGAUAACUCCAUGGAAAUCCGGCGCGGUUGCCAUGGGAUGGGCGACGCUCCGGGGUUUCUGUGUUCCCUCUCCCUUUCCCGCUGCAAUCCCGUAACACUUAAUCCUCCCUAUCUGCCCAUCAUUCCCUGGAAAGUCACGGGAGGUGAAGCUGUCCCCGCUGGCUCCCUUCUCCUGAGCCUUUAAGCCCUGGAUCCCGUUCCUGACCUCAGCCAGGAGUCAUCCCAAAUCCUGGAUGUAUCCCAUUCCCUCGGCCUGGGCUGAACCUGCAGGGCUUUCUCCAACAGGAAAAGCAGCAGCCCCCGGGAAAAGCUGGGAAUGAGCAAUCCUGGCCGGUGGGGAUGGGAGAUAACGGAGGAAUUCCCGUCGGGAUUUGACCCUGGAUGCAAACACAGCCCAGCCCUGGAAGUGCAGUGACCUGGGAAUCACCAGGGAAGGGUUUUCCCUUCACCUUCCUUGGAUCACCUCUGCUGGCUGGGAUUUGGGUUUGGGAUCCUCCAGUUCCCAACCCUCUGGGAUGGGAGAUCCAGAGCUGCAGCCCCCACUGCUCCGGAGGAUCCCUGUUUGAUAUUCCACAGGGAGAUCUGGGGCUUUUCCUCCCUCUGCUCCAGAGGUGAAUCCCACCACGGUUUUCCCUGGAAAAAUAAAGGAUAAAAACCCCUCCAAGGCCUCAAUGAAUUUAUCCUCUCACGGCUUCUCCCAGCAAAACAAAGAACCCUGGAAUGGUUUGGAUUGGGAAGGACUCAAAGCUCAUCCCAUUC
This is a messenger RNA of Parus major (Great Tit), 5023 nucleotides long. RefSeq names its product somatostatin receptor 5 (gene SSTR5). The transcript is spliced from 2 exons. The record is from RefSeq and is a predicted model, not a curated record. Lineage: Eukaryota; Metazoa; Chordata; Aves; Passeriformes; Paridae. Gene Ontology annotation, biological process: cellular response to glucocorticoid stimulus; neuropeptide signaling pathway; regulation of insulin secretion. Gene Ontology annotation, cellular component: membrane; neuron projection. Bases 249 to 1361 code for a protein of 370 amino acids. Gene Ontology annotation, molecular function: somatostatin receptor activity; neuropeptide binding.